Messenger RNA from Boeremia exigua, 2762 nucleotides. Its product is annotated as terminal deoxynucleotidyl transferase-like protein. Gene Ontology annotation, molecular function: DNA binding; DNA-directed DNA polymerase activity. The transcript has a single exon. Gene Ontology annotation, cellular component: nucleus. NCBI's taxonomy places the organism in Eukaryota, Fungi, Ascomycota, Dothideomycetes, Pleosporales, Didymellaceae. Bases 222 to 2348 code for a protein of 708 amino acids. Gene Ontology annotation, biological process: double-strand break repair via nonhomologous end joining. The record is from RefSeq and is a predicted model, not a curated record.
UCAUAGUCGUAGCAUUCGCGAUUCAGUGCAAGCCUCAGCUUCAAGUUUGUCUUUGCAAUAUUACUUCUUGCGUAUGCUAUUACGUUUAUUUUUGGAGCAUUCAUACGAUGCUUUGCAGAUCACAUCGUUACUCUCGCAGACCGAGGACUCGAUUUUUCAAUACAUCCUAACCCCGCCCUUGCUUGGUCUUAUCGAAGUCCACUACGGUGACAUUGCUAGCUAUGGACGAGAGUGAACACGCUCAGACAAAAGAUAAUGGAUCCCUUUCGCCAGUAUCUACGAUCUCGGACCUUGGCCUCGAUUUGAGCAGCCUACCACCAGUCGCCAUCUUAUCUGCUCAUUUGAAGGACGAUGAAGAGAAGCACUUGAAAGAAACGCUACGCCAAUUUCAUGCACCGCUCACCGCUGAUGUCUCGCGUGCUAGAAUUUUCAUUGGAAAGGUGGGAACUAAAAAAAGGGCAGAAUUUGAACUUAGGUCUCGCAAGUUUACAGUUGAAGAAUAUGUCACACCAAAACGAUCUGUUGGUCCCACCAAGAGCAGUGGUCACGCGAGGAAGAAGCGAAAAGUGUCUGGAGGGCAGCUGUCACUAGACGGAAUGAAUGAAAACGACUCUACCACUGAAGAUGAAUCCUUCCAUGGGGGGCCUGAUGAGGACCGUGAGGCGCCUGACGAGGAGACCGAAGGUCUCGGACUAGAUUCGGCAUCCGCUCAAGUUGUGUCUCUGUUCGAGCAGUCUCUGAAAGAAGACUUGGUCUGGGUAAUCCGACUGGACUGGCUAGACGAGUGCGUGCAGACCGGGCACCUGCAACCCCUAAGAGACAAGCUGGUGUACACCGGUCGGGUACGCGACAGUCCUAGCUCGGCAAACCCGAGACCUAGGAUCCCACUUCCCUCGCAUAAGCCAGACGUUACUCCCGUAGCUCAAAUUCAUGUAGCAAUUCAUCCACAGGGCGAGGGUGACAUCUUGGAAAGAGCCAAGGCAGAUGCAGCCACAUAUCCACCAAAGCCACAAUACCAAGCCCAUCGAACGGGGCCUAGCCAUGGCUCCCGAAGGUUCGAGGGGAAAAGCUAUGCGCCUACAUUGGAGCUCAAGACAUCGAAAUCUGCUGCAACCACUGCACAUCUGCUUCAGCAAACCACAAGUGAGUACGAAGGCGAUGAUAGUGACAUACCCCAGCCUCCAAAAUGGGUCGUGAAAGGUGUCAAAUACGCAUGUCAGCGCUUUACACCUGCCGAUGGCCCCAACGAGGACUUCCUUGAGCAGCUAAAGAAGAUACGGACGGCAAGAACCCUCAUCGACGACGAGAUUGGCGUACGCGCAUACUCAACAAUCAUCGCGUCCAUUGCAGCAUACCCGCACCGACUCAGUCUCCCCCGCGAGCUAGCACGGCUGCCGGGAUGCGACGAGAAAACUGCGAUGCUAUUUGUAGAGUGGAAGAACACGGGGAAAAUCAAAGCCGUAGAGGACUAUGAGAAUGACGAGGUGAUGAGAGUGUUGCGAUCGUUCUACGAUAUCUGGGGCGUCGGCGCGAAAACUGCCCGCAAUUUCUAUUAUAAAAACAGCUGGAACGAGCUGGAUGAUAUCAUAGAGUUUGGGUGGAACGAUUUGGACCGUGUGCAACAGAUCGGCAUCAAGUACUACGACGAAUUUCUCGACCCAAUUCCUCGCACCGAGGUAGAGGAAAUCGCAGAAAUCGUGCAUCAACACGCUGUAAAGCUACGAGAUGACCGCAUCACGGUGACCAUCGUCGGCGGCUAUCGACGCGGCAAACAGGCUUCCGGCGAUGUAGACAUGAUCGUCUCCCACCCAGACCUCGACGCCACUGCUGGCCUAAUCCGAGAGAUUGUAGAUUCUCUCGAGACCGACGAGUGGAUCACCCACACUCUGAUCAUGAGUCUGGCCAACACCGACAGAGGCCAACAGGCUCUCCCUUUCCGCUCUACAAAAGCCCGUGGCGCUGGCUUUGAUACGCUUGACAAAGCGCUUGUCGUAUGGCAAGACCCGGUCUGGGCGACUCGCGAGCAGGACUUGGAGGCAAAUUCAAAUGCGAAGAAUCCGAAUGUACACCGCAGGGUAGACAUCAUCGUUGCCCCAUGGCGAACCGUCGGCUGCGCAGUUAUGGGCUGGAGCGGCGGCACAACUUUCCAGCGCGAUCUCAGGCGGUACGCGAAGGCCGCUAAGGGCUGGAAGUUCGAUAGUAGCGGCGUUCGCAGUCGUAGUAACGGCGAAGUGGUGUCGCUGGAGGGUGAGAAUGGGGUUGACGGAACGCCAGAAGAUGCUGAGAAGAAGGUGUUUGAGGGCUUGGGGCUGGAGUACAUACCGCCUGAGUAUAGGGUGACGUACUGAUAGACAAACAUGUGAAUGGGCUGCCAACGGCCUGCAAACACUGUCCACUAGGAGUCCUACAUCUGCAAUGGACGUCCACACUGGACCUCCCAAAUACCUCUGCUCACUCCUUGCCCUAACUCAAGACAAGCAAAGACUUCUACAAAUACGAUGUCCAACCCACCACGCUCGCCUCUCCACCCCACAACCCAACUCGCCAUCUCCGCAACCAACGUCCCUUUCCACUUCCUCAACCGUCUAUUCUCCCCCACCACACGCUUCAUCCUAUCUACGUGCACCCUCAUCCACCGCCUCACCAAGCAAAACUACAUCUUCCUCUGCAUCUUCCUCCUGCACCUAUGGGACCUCUUCAAAGCCUCCCCACCAAUCCGCCCCCUCGCGCAGCACUGGAAACGCAUCGCAACCGGUCUCCUC